AUGGGGCGUGUGGCCACAGCUGGGGCCAUACUGGUGGCACUGGGAGCCCCAGGGCUGGAGGCGCAGAGCUCUGGGCUGUUUCAGGGGAUGGUUAAGUCCGAGUGCUACUCCAUUAGCGACACCAACCGAGUGAGGUUCGUGGAGAGGAACAUCUCCAAGCAGGAGCAGUUCCUGCACUUCAGCAGCCAUGUGGGGGUGUACGUGGGGACAUCUCCUUUGGGACAGCUUGCCAGGUACUGCAACAGGGACCCGGAAUGGAUGGAGUACACACGGGCUGCAGUGCACAGGCACUGCCGGCACAACUAGGAGCUGCCCAGACCGUUCCUCGUGGAGCGCAGAGGUGAGCGUGGGGCAGAGCGUGUCCCCUCAGGCCCUGCUCUGGGAAUGACCCUGGAGCCCCUCAAAACCUCCCUGGGAAUCACCUGA
Messenger RNA from Cinclus cinclus, 426 nucleotides. Its product is annotated as H-2 class II histocompatibility antigen, I-E beta chain-like. The record is from RefSeq and is a predicted model, not a curated record. Gene Ontology annotation, cellular component: MHC class II protein complex; membrane. Lineage: Eukaryota; Metazoa; Chordata; Aves; Passeriformes; Cinclidae. Gene Ontology annotation, biological process: immune response; antigen processing and presentation.